CAUCUUACGAUUCAACCUGGUGCAUCGAAAUGUCAGUUAAUGUCGAAGACAUCGUUCUCCAUAAUUUCAGAGAGUACGUGAAAUCUGCUAAGCAUAUUCUCGUCAUUACAGGCGCUGGUCUUUCUGCGGCUUCAGGUAUUCCAACCUUUAGGGAUGGUGGUGGCAUGUGGAACUCCCUCGACGUUGAAAAGUUGGCUACACCCGAAGCCUUUGCAACGAACCCAGGUUUGGUGUGGCAAUUCUACCAUUAUCGCCGGGUGAAGGCUCUAGAGGCGCAACCCAAUCAAGCCCAUUACGUUUUAGCCAGACUCUCAAUACCCAAGCUGCUCAAGAAAGUCGCUCCUCAGGCCAAAACCUUUCAUCAUGUCACUCAGAAUGUUGACAGACUGAUAAUACGCGCUAUGGAUAACCUCAACAAUGACACACCUGAGAGCCUGUCUCAUUUGAACCACUCGCGAGUGAACUCCGUGAUUGAAAUACACGGGCGUAUUACGGAUGUCCAAUGCACGCAAUGUGGUCAUCGCGAAGAGGUUUUGAGUAGCCCUCUUUGUAGUUCCCUUGAUACGUCUAUCUUGAAUGGGUAUGAAGAUGCUGGUUCCGAACACCGAUAUAUUGCUCCGGAAGACCUGCCGCGAUGCUCUGCUUGUGGCGCCCUUGCUCGCCCUGGUGUCGUCUGGUUCGGGGAGAAACCUUACCACCUGGACGAUAUCAAUCUGCUCGUCUACAAAGCUGACUUGUGUAUCGUGAUCGGCACUUCCUCGACCGUACGACCUGCAUCGACAUAUGCCUAUCGUGUACAACGGCACGGAGGCAAGGUGGCUGUCUUUAAUUUGAACGAAAGUGUGGGUGACGAACGUGCCGACUUCAUCUUCCGCGGUCCUUGCGAAACAGAGUUGCUCCGUGUUUUUCCGGAGUUGGCCUGAUUUCAUUUCUCGAUUUUGGGUUCAAUCACGGUUUCAAUGCUCUCACCUUCAAGUUGUCUUCAUUUCAGCUUGAAUCUCUGUGGAUAUAUGACUGUCGUAUCGAUAUACUGUUCACCCUGCUUAUUGAAGAAUUGUCGUCCUC
Molecule: messenger RNA, 1065 nt
Organism: Somion occarium
Lineage: Eukaryota; Fungi; Basidiomycota; Agaricomycetes; Polyporales; Cerrenaceae
Source: the annotation of a GenBank genome assembly